AUGGGCUUUUUGGAUGCCUACACUCCAAUCCCUUUCGAGGAGGCUAGGAAGACGCAUGAGGUGGUAAAGAGCUCUGCGAUCGAGCAACUACUGAAUAACUGGCAGCGUUCUCGGAAUUGGACGAAGCCACUAUGUAGGCUCAAAUGGGGAGACGAGAUGGAAUACAUGCUCAUCCAAAUGGAGAAGGGGAAGCCACCCAAACCUUAUUGCCAUGCUGAUGAGCUGAUAUCCAUCCUUCGGAAGGGUGACGGCGACAUCUGGCGACCUGAGUACGCCUCUUAUAUGGUAGAGGCAGUGUCGGACCCCCCGAUGGAUCUCGUUCAACCCGAUUUUUCCGCCAGGGUUUUCGACAGCCUUCGUACACGUCGUAAACUGAUCAAAGAGGUUUUACCCGAUGGUGUUGAGCUUGCGAGCAUCGCUGCCUUCCCUACGAUGGGAGCUUCCUAUACACACGAUGGGGAGGCUCUCGGAGGCCCGGCUUCGAGAAGCAUAAUGGUGCCAGAGAGCGUCAUAACCAAUCAUGCCAGAUUCCAAACACUUACGCGGAGCGUUAGGAAACGCAAAGGAGCCAAGGUGUGCAUCUCGGCUCCGCUGUAUAAAGACAAAAAUACUCCCACCUGGGGUACCAUCGACUGUGAUCCGGAACUUUCGGCAUGGGAAGUGCAGCAAAAUGCUGCUAUUGACGAGAUGAACCCACUGAAGGGAAGGAUUUAUAUGGACGCCACGGUCUUCGGCUUCGGGCAGAGCUGCCUACAGAUGACUUUCGAAUCCGCAAGUCUGGAUGCCGCCAGGGCCCUCCAUGACCAGUUUUGUGUCGUUUCUCCGCUUUUUAUGGCGUUGGCAGCAGCAGCGCCGUUCCAGCGAGGCUUAGUGUCGGAUUACGAUGUUCGGUAUCAGCUGCUCAACCAGUGUGUCGAUGAUCGAACUCUCGCGGAGGCGACUCGAGGGAACGCUGUAUACGUCAGUCAGUGUGCUCAAGCAGUUAAGAUGUCAGACCUGCCCGUGGAGCACCGUUCCGAUCAGAAACUGAGACUCAUCGAAGGCGGUAUGGAUGAGCCUCUGGCUGAUUACAUGGCCUACUGCUUCUAUAGAGACCCGAUGAUCAUCUUCAAAGAGAGGAUAGAUCUGGACAAUUCUGUCUCGACUGAGCAUUUUGAGGGCAUGUAUUCAACGUUGUGCCCAAUCGUGCGGCUGAAACCGCCACCGCCGGCCCAAGAGAACAUUCAUUGGCGAGUUGAGCUGAGGACGCCUGACGUUCAACUCAGUGAUUUUGAGAAUGCGGCGUUUGUUACUGUGGCGGCUCUGCUCGCCAGAGCUAUUCAAAGACGAGCGACCAGCGCAGAUUGUUGUGCUGGUGGUCAGGUUUCGGAGUUGAUUCCGAUUUCAUUGUUACUGGAGAACAUGCGUCGAGCACAUAGAAAUGAUGCUGUUCGGAGAGUGAAGUUUUGGUGGAAUGAUAGAGGGGCUAUUCAGGAGCGCACUAUGGAGGAGAUCUGGUGCUCUCCUGGAGGGUUACUGGACGUAUGCCGUAGCGAGCUGUCCAAGGGUUAUGCCGGUGCACCGUGUUGCGGCUCGGUCGGUCGUCGAAAUGGUGUUCCAAAGGCUGCCUCCAAUGCAGCUAAAUAUAUCGAUUUUCUGGAAGCAAGGAUACGGGGCAAAGUCAUCACAGGAGCUCAAUUUUUGAGGCGGAGGUUGUAUGCCUCUAAGUCUUACAGCCAAGACUCGGUCAUCACCCCAGAUGCUGCUAGGGAGAUAGCUGAGCUUUGUAUACAUAUCGGUGACGCUGAGACUCUUGAGGAGCUCAUCGGGAUCGCCCCUGACAUGUUCGAGUAUUAG
Messenger RNA from Perkinsus marinus ATCC 50983, 1836 nucleotides. RefSeq names its product Glutamate--cysteine ligase catalytic subunit, putative. The transcript has 13 exons. NCBI's taxonomy places the organism in Eukaryota, Perkinsozoa, Perkinsida, Perkinsidae. The record is from RefSeq and is a predicted model, not a curated record. The coding region runs from base 1 to 1836 and encodes 611 amino acids. Gene Ontology annotation, biological process: glutathione biosynthetic process. Gene Ontology annotation, molecular function: glutamate-cysteine ligase activity.